AGCUUCUGCCAGCGAGGCAGGGACAAGUGCCGAAGAGCAACGCUACUUGAUAGACAGCGAGGCAUGGAGAGGAUCGAAACAUCAGUCACUAAUCGUUCACAAUGAUGAACCAACCGGUUAAUACACUUGACAGGAAAAAAGUCAUUAAAGCAAAGCUUGAGAAGCUAAGAAAGGACAAAACUACCGUCCUUCCGGCCCUUGUAAAAACAGGAAGACCCCAACCUCUCACAGUUGCACAGUCAUCUCGACCUGAUGCCUUCAGUCGGCAACACAGACUUCCGCCGAACGACUCAAAUCGACUUGGCUCCAACAAAGCAUACCCACAGAAGCUGGGUCCCAAUGUCGGCACCCUACCCCAGCUGGAACCCCCUGCCAAGCAAACCGUGUUAGCGAAUGCCAAACCUCAUCAUCAGCUUGACAUAAUCCUGCCUCAGAUAGGCAGCAAGGUCAUGCCAAAUGUGCAGCAGGAGGAGAGGCACAGAGGCUUGCAGCACCCGAUAAGAUUGAACCCAACGGAGAACCUGGCAGACUCCAGCAGCUACUGCCCUUCAAACAAGCAGGAAAAGCACAAGACAAUUGAAGGUCACAGGCUGCCUAUCACACCUGCAGAAGCGCUGAAGCAUUUUCGAAACCGGCUCACACAGUACGAGCAGGAGGAGAUAAUGGACUACUCUGAGCUGUGGUUUCUCGGGCUGGAUUCCAACAAGAUUGAGGGGGUUCACGGAGAGCAGCAUAACUGUGGGUACGAUGACGAGCAUGGCAGUUACCUCAAGGUGCUACACGACCAUAUUGGAUACCGCUUUGAAGUGCUGGAAGUAAUUGGGAAAGGCUCAUUCGGACAUGUUGUGAAAUGCUUGGACCAUAAUACCAACGAGCUUGUUGCUUUGAAAAUAAUUCGGAACAAAAAGAGAUUCCACCACCAAGCCUUGGUAGAAGUGAAAAUACUUGAUGCCCUCCGGAGGAAAGACAAAGAAAACAGCCACAAUGUUAUACACAUGAAGGAAUACUUCCACUUCCGUAAUCAUCUCUGCAUUUCCUUUGAGCUUUUAGGACUGAACCUGUACGAACUCAUUAAGAAGAACAACUUCCAAGGAUUUAGCCUGCAGCUCCUUCGCCGCUUUGCCUGUUCGCUACUGAAGUGCUUGCAGAUGCUCCACAGAGAAAACAUCAUCCACUGUGACCUUAAACCUGAGAAUAUUCUGCUAGCCCAUAAAGGGCAAGGGACUAUCAAAGUGGUUGACUUUGGAUCAAGCUGCUAUGAGCAACAAAGAGUGUACACCUACAUCCAGAGCAGAUUCUAUCGCUCUCCAGAAGUGAUCCUGGGCCACACGUACAGCAUGGCGAUCGACAUGUGGAGCCUGGGAUGCAUUCUGGCUGAGCUUUACACAGGCAGCCCUCUCUUUCCAGGGGAGAACGAGGUGGAGCAGAUGGCUUGCAUCAUGGAGGUGUUAGGACUGCCACCCACUGAGUUUAUACAGACAGCGUCUAGGAAACGGUUAUUUUUUGAUUCCAAGGGAUCGCCUCGAAAUUUUACAAACAGUAAGGGGAAAAAAAGAUGUCCCAAUUCAAAGGAUCUUGCCAGUGUACUGAAAACCAAUGAUGCUCUAUUUCUGGAUUUCCUAAGAGGCUGUCUAAUGUGGGAUCCUGCACAGCGCAUGACUCCGGAUGAGGCCAUGCAGCACGAGUGGAUCCAGGAGGCACGGUUACACAAGACCCGCCCCAAAACACGCUCUGUGAGGAAGUGCAUCGAGGGCAUCCCUGUCAUAGACAGCAACAUGGAACAAAGCUGCAAGAAGACUACAAACAGCAAAACAGCUGACAAGGGGUAUGAAAAGAGUUGUGACCGAGCUGAAGUUUCUGGAAAUGUGGAAGAAACCUUGGAGAGACUGCGACCGAUCGGAGCCUCUGCAGAGGAGGAGGUGUGGGAGGACACGGCCAAACACAAAACAGAGAAACCCAUCAAAAUCACCCUCAAACCCAAGCCAGUGGAGCACAGACAACACCCCGGCUCUCAGAACCGGACACAGACCCAAGCCCAUAUGAAAUAACUGCAGGCUGAGAAGGACUAAGGGCUUUUCUAUAGACAGCUGCUUUAUCAUUUUUUUUUAGAGUUGUACAUUAAGACAUUUAUUUGAAAUUAUUGCGGAAUUUUUCAACAAAUCAAGAGUUCUUCGUCAUUAUGAAUGAGCAAUAUUUGAAGCAACAAGUGGCUGGGCCAAAACUAUAAUGCCAGUUUCUAUGGGUUAGAAUCGAUCUAUUUAUUUAUUUAUUUAUUUAUUUAUUUAUUUAUUUAUUUAUGUAGUGGUAUGAAAUGAGAUGUGAUAUGCACUGUGCAGUUGUGUGUAUUAUGUGUACAGUGAAAGUAUAAUACACACAGCUGCAGGCGUAGCUUAAAAACAUGUUUUACGGUGAUUUCCUCCUUUUCUACAAUGAAGUCAGGAUUAUGUACAAUGAAGUUAUGAGGCCUGAUUGCUAAGUAGAGAAACAUUAUAACUAACAAAUCCCCAAAAUAACACUGGUGAUCGCAUCGGCCUAAACAUCUGUCUACUUGACUUUGUUUCUUAUAAUUUCAAAUGGGUAAAAAAGGUCCCACCAUUCUGAGCAGUGAUAGUGAUGCUACAGCUCAUAAGAGGUAGGAAAUUAGAUUUUAAAAUAUUAGUCAUCGCUCCUUUGAAGGUAACAUUUUACUUUCUUUUUUAAAUGAAAAAAGAAAAAGUUACUUGGCAAUAGUAAUAAAUGUACAGAUGUAUUAUAUUAUUGUUCUUUAAUGAAAAUAUUUUGAUGAUAGUUUGUGCCUUGAAGUAUUAGAACAUGCAAACUAAAAUAAAUAUACAGUGGUAUUUAAUUGUUGCUUUAUAAGAUGUACAAAUAGUGAAUUGUAAACGUUUAUUUCAAUACAGGGUAUUUGCCAUAGAAUGCAUUACAUAAGAAAGAAAAAAAAUCUGUUAAAAAAAAAUCCAAACAGAUUUUUUUUUAUUUUUUUUUUACAGAUCAAGGUCUUUAGAACUUUAUCUUCUUAAAUCUUUCCCAUACAGAUCAACCAUGUAUUUCAGAUCUGUAACCAUUUUUUUAGUUUUUAUUUUAUCUUAACAUUCUAGCUGUAUUUCUUUAAUAAAAGGCCAUAUAAUUAUCACAUAAUACAAAAUCGUUUGUUUUUCACAAAUAAUGCAUUCAAGUUGAAUCUCUAGCCAUUCACUUUUAUUGUGAUUCCAAAUCAUGUUGGCCCAAGACGGCAUGGUACAGUUUCCGCAAACACCACAAAGGCUCAAAUCAGAAACACUGUUCGCUGGCAUUGGCCUUUAAUAAAUGAUACAUUUAAUUUUGAUAAUACAUAUUAACCUAAUGUAAUACAUCACACAUGCAUUCCUCAAAACGUAUGUAUGUGCAUUACCCUAAAGAAUGUGUAAGAACUGCUACCCAUGGCCGCUACUAUUCAUAAUCAUGGCUAUAUUAUUAUAUUUGUGAAAAGCCAUUUUGUUUUCACUCCCGCACAUUAAAAAUCUAAAUGUGUGCGAUGACUACAGUACCUUAACUGUACAGUUCUGCGUUAAUACCCUACACUGGAAUUUCUGCAAUGUUAUUCUUCGUGUGAAUUGUUUUUAAUUAUGACGAUCACAGGUUGGUUAUACAUGGAAAUCCUAUGUAUCUACCUACCUAUAGAUUUACAAGAGCAUCUGGCCGGGCACGUGGGCGAUCAGAGAGAUUUUUUUUUUUUUUUUUCUCUUUACCAGCUGGGACAUUUCUAAUUUGGUUUGUCUCGUGUAUUCUGUUUAAUUGGUUGUUGACGUUUCACAGCCACGUUUCAUACAAAACCUCAAGCAGACAUUGAAAUUUUUUAAGACAUUGAAGUUUCUUUUAGUAUUUCUAGUUUGAUUAAAAUCUCAAUUUGUUUUUUUCUACUUUGUACCAUAGUAUGCAUGUUGUUUAUUUUCAGUACCCCCAUACACCAAAAAAUACUAUCGCUGUAAUUAUUGUAACUUGUUAUUGUUAUUACUGUAUAAUUAGCUAUUGCUACUGCUAAUAUCUCAUAGUAAACCAUUUCAGCUGGAAACUUCAGCAUUAAUUUCAGUGUGACAUAAUCUCCUGGGCAAAAUCUAACGCACUC
Messenger RNA from Acipenser ruthenus (sterlet), 4105 nucleotides. Its product is annotated as dual specificity tyrosine-phosphorylation-regulated kinase 4-like. The record is from RefSeq and is a predicted model, not a curated record. Gene Ontology annotation, molecular function: protein serine/threonine kinase activity; protein serine/threonine/tyrosine kinase activity; ATP binding. The transcript has 15 exons. Gene Ontology annotation, cellular component: nucleus. Bases 102 to 2048 code for a protein of 648 amino acids. Gene Ontology annotation, biological process: peptidyl-threonine phosphorylation; peptidyl-serine phosphorylation. NCBI's taxonomy places the organism in Eukaryota, Metazoa, Chordata, Actinopteri, Acipenseriformes, Acipenseridae.